Molecule: messenger RNA, 835 nt
Organism: Drosophila suzukii
Lineage: Eukaryota; Metazoa; Arthropoda; Insecta; Diptera; Drosophilidae
Source: RefSeq, a predicted model, not a curated record
UCAAAACACUUAAACAAAGUACACAAACACACUUAGAUAAAGUACAAAAUAAUCAAAAAAAUAUGUUUUUAACCACCAAAACACUAGAUAAAAAAGAAGACAAUGAAAAACGAACUAGCUCAGAAGUACCCAAAAAAGAUAUUCUAAUAUAUCAACAUCCCGAAAGCGAUGAGUCGUUCCUUGAUGAACGUCCUUCUAAAGUUGAAGAAGUGAUUGAGUGCCUAGAAGCGAUUGAAAACGCCAACAAAACAGAUUCGUCAAAGAAGAGGGUAAAGUCAACGCUUACCAUAAACGAUUUGGAAUUUCUGGUGACGCAACGAAAUGCAAGGAAAACCUCAAUUUAUCGUCGUGCCAAAGCAAAGAAAGUCCCAAUCAACACAGAUCAGUUCACCUUUAUGCGUCAAAUUGAUUCAAGUCCAGAGGAUCAAAUCCUGGCUAGAAAACAGCGUGAAAAUGUGGCCGACACUUUUCGACGGAUGGGAAAUGCCGAGUACCGCAAGUUAAACUUCUCUUUGGCAAAAAACUACUAUACAAAAGGUCUGGAAUAUAUUAAAGACACACCAGUUUUGUAUGUAAACCGGGCCAUGUGCUCUAUCAAAAUGCGCGAAUUCAAGCUAGGCAUUAUGGAUUGUGACUAUGUAAUAGCAAAAUUAGAUGGAAACUAUGUGCGUGCUUGGCUUUAUCGGGCAGCUGCUUAUAAACGUCUAAACGAUGAGGCCAACUACGAAGAUAGUGUAUCUCAAGCCAGACGUUUAAACAGAUCCCAGAGAGAAUUUAUCGAUGAUUUUUUGGACAAAAUGCGUUCCCUUCUUUAAGGAAGCGCAAGUAAAAUUGG